AUGAAAGAUUGUGAUUCCCUCGAUGAUCAUCUACGCCGCAUGAAAGAAAUUACUGACCAACUGGUAGCCAUCAAGGCGCCUAUUCCUGAAGAUGAACAUAUCGUAGCCCUGUUACUCAGCCUUCCACGAUCAUAUAACACUCUAAUAACUGCAUUGACUGCAAAAGGAGACGAUCUUAGCCUAACUCAAGUGCAUCAAGCACUCAUGAGUGAAGAAGAAAAACGUGACCAAUACAAGGGCGAAGAUGGUGGUGGUCGAGUCGAAAAGGGUGAAACUGCCUUACAGCAUGAAAAGACAAGUUGAAAGCCCAUCAAGUUCUUUGGAUGCGGGGAAGAGAAUCAUGUGAUCAGAAAUUGUCCGAAAAGAAAGAAAGGGCAGCAUGAAAACAAAAAUAAACAGGGAAAUUCAUACAAACAUAAAGCAACUCCAGCAGAUGCUGAUGGGAAAAGGAACGAGGAUUCUGGGGGUAAUGUAUUCGUAGUAGGAUUGAUUGCAGCUGAAGGGAAUAGUUGUUGGAUAAUCGACUCCGGUGCUUCGCAGCACAUGACUGCCAAUCGUGACUUAGUGGUAAAUUAUUGUCAAUUCCCUGAACCAGAACCUGUUGCUCUUGGUGAUGGUCGUUCUGUUAAUGCGUACGGAUAUGGACAAGUAGACAUCACUAUGAUACUUGGAAAUAAAGAGAAAGAUCAACGGAAAUCAAUUCUAACAAAGGUACUCUAUGUUCCAAAAUUAGCCAAAAAUCUUUUUAGUGUACGUGCAGCAGCAUCUAAAGGCAAGGUGGUCCAAUUUGGUCACACCCUCUGUUGGAUUAAGGAUUCGAAGGGACAAGUUAUAGCACGUGGUCGACUUGUUGAGAGCAUGUACCGUCUUGAUUGCAAAGUUGACAAACAUGGAAACCGAGCAUCAAUUGCUAAUGAAACUGGUGGCAAAUUGGAUCUAUGGCACCAAAGAAUGGCGCAUUUAAAUGCCGGUCAAAUGAAAAUCAUGACUUCAAAGGAACUUAUCACAGGUACGGACAUACCUAGAACUGGCAAGUUAAGUUUUUGCGAGGCCUGUGCGGAAGGAAUGGCUCAUCGAGCGCCAUUUAAGCAAGUGGGAGAAAUUAAGUCAACGAGAAGGUUAGAGUUGGUCCAUAGUGAUGUUGCCGGACCGAUGAAGACUGAAAGCUUUGGAGGUGCAAAGUACUUCGUCACCUUCAUCGAUGAUUACUCCAGAUGUGUCACUGUUUACCCAAUGAAGUAUAAGUCUGAAGUGCUGGUAAAAUUCAAGGAGUGGAAGGCAGCCGUGGCAAACCAGGCAGAAUGCAAGAUUAAGACACUACGGACAGACAAUGGUGGUGAAUACACAUCCACCGAGUUCCAAGAUUUUCUAAAGAAGAAAGGAAUUCGCCAUGAGACUACGGUGCCAUAUUCACCCCAGCAGAAUGGGGUAGCUGAGCGCAUGAGCCGAACACUUCAAGAAGCAGCUCUCUCUAUGAUUCUGCAUGCUGGACAGUCCAAAGCUUUCUGGGCAGAAGCAGUUUGCAAGAAGGGCUAG
This is a messenger RNA of Paramuricea clavata, 1536 nucleotides long. The record is from the annotation of a GenBank genome assembly. Lineage: Eukaryota; Metazoa; Cnidaria; Anthozoa; Malacalcyonacea; Plexauridae.